AUGCGUUCACAUUAUCAAUACUUAGUCAUUGGAGGAGGUUCUGGAGGAGUUGCCUCUGCCAGAAGAGCUGCCAAAUAUGGGGCGUCCACCCUGUUAAUCGAAGCUAAGCAAAUGGGAGGUACCUGUGUCAACGUUGGGUGUGUUCCAAAGAAAGUGAUGUGGUACGCAUCAGACAUGGCUGCGAAGAUUAGACUUGCCAAGGACUACGGUUUUGAGGAUGUUGAUCCCUCGCUUGCGGACAACUUUAAUUGGUCAGGUUUCAAGGCGAAAAGAGACGCCUACAUCAAGAGACUCAAUGGAAUCUACGAGAGGAACUUGACCAAAGAAGGUGUGGACUAUCUGUUUGGUUUUGCGAGGUUCACAGAUGACGGCAAGGUCGAAGUCGUCCACAAGGAGGACAAGUCAAAGGUGUCCACUUUUACUGCCGACCACAUUCUAAUUGCUACCGGAGGCGCUCCUGUCUUUCCAAGCAAGAUUCCAGGUUGUGAACUCGGCAUUUCCUCGGAUGGGUUUUUCGAGCUGGAAACACAGCCAAAGAGGGUGGCUGUCGUGGGGGCCGGAUACAUCGGCGUGGAGUUGGCUGGAGUUUUCAACGGUCUGGGCUCAGAAACCCACUUGAUCAUCAGAGGUGACACUGUUCUGCGUAAAUUCGACACUAUCAUCCAGAACACCAUCACCGACCAUUACGUCAAGGAAGGAAUUAACGUUCACAAGCAGUCGCAGGUGACCAAGAUUGAGAAGCUUGACGACGGCUCCAAGAAGGUUACUUUGAACGACGAGUCGAGCAUCAUUGUUGACGAGCUGAUCUGGACCAUUGGCAGAAAAUCACUUAUUAAUUUAGAUGUGCACAAGAUCGGCCUCAAGCUCAACUCCAAGGACCAGGUCGUUGUCAAUGAGUACCAAGAGACCAAUGUCAAAAACGUGUAUUCCCUGGGAGACGUUGUGGGCAAAGUUGAGCUGACUCCCGUGGCUAUUGCCACCGGCCGUAAACUCUCAAACAGACUAUUUGGGCCAGAGGCGUUCAGAACUCAAAAACAGGACUUUGAGAACGUGCCUUCCGCCAUUUUCUCCCAUCCUGAAGCUGGCUCGAUCGGCCUCAGCGAGAAGGAUGCUAUCGAGAAGUACGGGGAGGCCGACAUCAAGGUGUACGAAUCUAAGUUCACAUCGAUGUUCUACGCCGUGUCUGAGCACAAAUCUCCGACCGCGUAUAAGCUUGUCUGUGUGAAGAGCCAGAACGAGAAGAUUGUUGGGCUGCACAUUGUUGGCGAUGCGUCGUCCGAGAUUCUCCAAGGAUUCGGAGUAGCUAUCAAGAUGGGAGCAACUAAGGCCAACUUUGACGACUGCGUGGCUAUUCACCCAACCUCCGCAGAAGAACUUGUUACGAUGGUGUAA
Ogataea haglerorum is the source of this 1392-nucleotide messenger RNA. RefSeq lists its product as uncharacterized. Lineage: Eukaryota; Fungi; Ascomycota; Pichiomycetes; Pichiales; Pichiaceae. The transcript has a single exon. Bases 1 to 1392 code for a protein of 463 amino acids. Gene Ontology annotation, molecular function: flavin adenine dinucleotide binding; glutathione-disulfide reductase (NADPH) activity; NADP binding. Gene Ontology annotation, biological process: cellular response to oxidative stress; cell redox homeostasis; glutathione metabolic process. Gene Ontology annotation, cellular component: mitochondrion; cytosol. The record is from RefSeq and is a predicted model, not a curated record.